GAAUAUUAUUUUAAGGUAUGUAAUUUACGUUUAGGUUGCACUUGUUUAACGCUGUGAAGGUGUGAUGCUUUGCCUGUCUAAAACACCUGGUGGGCUAAUGAAAAUUUUAAUGGGCAGAGAAAGAUUUUAAAGGCGGGAGAAAGGAUGGGUUGGUCAGUCCCAGAGAGAGUAUAAAUAGAAGGAAAAUCGUCAAGGAAGGAACAGAGAAAGAGCAAGAACAGGGAGAGGAGGAUGCUAGGGGAAGGUAAGCAGUUACCCACCACUGAGUAGGAAUCAAAGUAAGACACACAGAGGGGAAAAAAAGGGGGGUGGGAAAAGCCCACAGCCAGAGGCAAAGUAGACAGGUAAUUCAAAGAUAAGAAAAGCUGGCAGGGAACAAGCCAAGCUAAGGCUAGCCAUUGUAAGUAAGAAUAAGCUACUGUGUGUAAUUUAGUUGGGAGCUGGGUAUCAGGUCCCAAAAGAACAAAAGAAUUAAAAGAGCAGACACGAUCAACACAAAAGAGAAAUAUGGUGAAUGCUAACUGGGUAUAACCAGCCUCCUCAGGCCCCUGCCUUCCAACUGACCAGAGCAGCCUUCCUGUACUUAGGGACAGAAUGUGAAGAAGACCAGUGUCUAAGCUAAGCCAUCAUUGGUCCAUUUCUUGCUCUGACCUCACAAUGACAGAACCCUGUUGCCUCACAACUCUGCCUGAGGCUGCCUCCUCUCCUUACAGUGCAGAGGCUGAUCUUCAGCUGAAACUUGAUUGAGAGAGAAGGGAGCUGCUUACAGUUCGUCAAGCGUUGAAUCCGAACACAGGCCCGACAGUCAACACCUCACCACAUAGGCUGAGGCCUAGCGGGACUUCUGGUCCCGCUGGCACCAGCUUGGCCACCCUCACCAAAAUCUCUGCCUGAGGCUGCCUCCUCUCCUUACAGUGCAGAGGCUGAUCUUCAGCUGAAACUUGAUUGAGAGAGAAGGGAGCUGCUUACAGUUCGUCAAGCGUUGAAUCCGAACACAGUGGGUUUGUGAGGUGGAAAGUGUUUGGCGCUCUUUGCUGGUGAAAGAGGCUGCUUGGUCUUUCAAGAUCUGCUGAGCUCCAACAUAAAUCCGACCAUGGAGCAGGGCGGAGACACCCUCUAUUGCGAUGAAAAGACCUUCACCGAUGUUUGUCAAAUAAUGACGACAUUGGGACGAGGAGCCUUUGCAGCAGUCAAACUUGCCUUCCACAUGCCUACUCUCACCUACGUGGCUGUCAAGAUUCUAGGCAAUACAAAGAGGUACCCCGCAGAUAAUAACGAGGUUGAUAUCAUGAAAUCCCUCGUUCAUCCGCAUAUUAUCAAGUUCUUCCAGGAGGUCCAGACACGGGAGGUGACUUACGUUAUAAUGGAGUACGCCUCCAAAGGGGACCUACUGCGUCAGAUCCGCAAACCGGGAGGAUUAAAGGAAUGCGAGGCUCGGAAGUUCUUUUGGCAGAUACUACAGGCAGUGAAAUACUGCCACAACAACUGUAUCGUGCACAGAGACAUAAAGGCAAAGAACAUCUUGAUUGACUCCAAUGGCACUGCCAAGUUGUGUGACUUUGGCCUGGCAGUUAAAGUUCUCCCUGGGGAAAAGAUAAAUAAUUUCUGCGGCACUCUGGCCUACUGCGCCCCGGAAGUCUUUUGGGGGGAACCUUAUGAUGGCUAUGCUAGCGAUGUUUGGACCUUGGGGGUGCUCCUCUAUUUUAUGGUGGCCAGGCACGUACCAUUUCAAGCUACCUCGUCUGCGGGUCUGAGGCGGCAAAUCCUUGCUGCUAACUUUAGCGUUCCUCAUCACGUCCCAAUAGACAUUUUUAACGUCAUUGUGGAGAUCCUGAUGAUAAAUCCCAACAGGAGGCCCACCAUCAACGAAAUCCUGGAGCGCCCCAUGGUGAGGGACAGCCAGCCACAGGCAUCCAUACCGAGCCCCACAGGCACCCCGAGCCCUCGCAUUGUUGGGGCCUUGAGAGGCAAGGGGUGCAAGCAUGAAGGAAUGAUUGAGUGUCUAGGAGAGGAAAACUAUAACCGGGCACCCGGGGGAGACUGCUGCCAUCACCAGGGGAAAUCUGCAAAAUCAACGGAGCCAGGCCUUGUCCCCAACCUGAGAAAUCUUAACACCUUUUCUGGGACCCUCAGGAGAGCUACUGACCUUACUCCCCCAACCUUCAUCGUGCCAUCUGAGCCCCAGAAGGAAGAUAAGAAUUCCAGGCAGGGUGGCAGAAGGCAUAACAUGCCUGCCACCCUGUGCUGCCAGCCUAGGAGGAUCCACCUUGCCCACCUAUCCCAUCUGCGCUGUCCUGUGGCUGAUUCCCUCAGGAGCAGCAGCCUGGCCACCAGGGAGAGUUCCACGCACUCUAAAAUGGCAUUGUGUGGCAGCUUGACGGUGAGUGCCCAGCCAUCCUGCUCUCCGUACCCCGCUCUUGGGGCAAACCAGAAUGGGGCUGCAAAUGACCCAGAGAAACUCUGGCACUCCCAUGUAACUUCCAAAGGCUCCUCCCUUGGGGACACAGUGCAGGAAGUGACCCGAGAAGUGUCCACAAGACAGGAAGAGGCCAUCAUCCAUGGUCAGCCCCAGGAUGCCAGGCCAGCUUCCUCCCGAAGCCAGAGGCACCACCGCUGGAAACGGAUGAAAAAAACAAUUGUCAGCUGCCUCAGGCAACUAUGCUGCUGCCUGCCUCCCACAGAGGGAAACAAUGCAUUCCGUGAGAACCAGGCUCCACAGACACGGGAUCCUGGAGACACCCACAGAACCAGCCCUGAAGAGGUCAAGCCCCAGCUCCGUGGCUUCUGAGCCACGGGUUGGGGAUCGGUCUGGAGGAGAUUCGGACAGCCCCUCUGGGGACCCAGGCCAGAUGCCCAGGACACCACACUGUCUGGCCACAGGCCCCUCCUGCAGAGGAAGAGUCAUCCACCCCAGAGAACAUCUAUCUCUCCAGGCCACCAUUCUCACCAGUGACAACUGGCUCCUGCACUCACCACCAUGUGCCACACCCUGAGGGACUGGUAGGUGAAAUGCUAAGGAGUGAAACCCAAAACCCAGUGAGGUGUCAGCAACCUGCUGUGCUCCCUGCCUCCAGCCUGCCUGAGUCUGCACUCAGCAGUGAACUUUUCUUAGAUGGCUUCUGUUUUUGACAGCCCCACGAAUGCAUCUUACAAAGACCGUGUCAACUUGUCUGGGUCAUGAGACCCAGAGAAGACUGCGCGACUGGUAGUGUGGUGUCCGUCUCUGCAGCUGUCCUGUGACAGCAUCUAUGUUCAAGAAUGUGUCCCUAAGUGUUCCCCCCAGAACCCCAUGCUUCCCAGCCCAUCGUCAACAACUCUGUACAUGCCACAGGGUCCAUUCCUGGCCUUAGUCACUGGACCAGACUGAACUACUUAAACUGAGAGAGCUUCUCAGGAGACUCUGGCCAGCCUGGGAGGCUGAUCUGGCCUGACACUGUGAACUUGUUCCCCUGCCUUCUACCCACUCGAACACGCAGCCGCUGUCCCGGCUGCCAAGGACUGUCGAUCCUCCUGCCCUCAGCCAGCUGAGUGUAGGCGGUACAGCCUUUCUAGAUGACCUAUUUUUCCGACUGAGAAUCUUUUGAAGUUGCACACGCAAGGGGCGUAGCUGGACACCACUCUUCUUCUGAAGCUAGGAGCGUUGAAGGUGUGUUCUGACCAGCAGUCCUCAAGUUGGCCUCGUCUGAGUGCCUUUGCAGCUCCGUGCAACAAAAUGAAAGUCACCAGCCCUAACCAGCCCAUGUCCCGACCUCAGGCUGAUGAAACUAAGAAGAUGGAGCCUCACCCUUCUGCUUGAAGGUUUAGUCACCUUACCCCUUGGGGCAAUCUCCUAUUCCUCACAUUUAGACAGUUCUAGGGAGUUUGUGGGUUUGUCUAGACGCUAGAGCUAGGGUGAAGGUGUGUACCUAUAAUCCCAGGACUCUGGAGGCUUAGCCUAGAGACUAGCCAUAAAUUCAAGGCCAGCCUGGCCUCCAUGAGGAACAGCAGUCUAGUCUUUGGUGGCUCUCUCUCUAAAACACAGAAAGUGAACAACAGGACUAAUGCUCAGAGUGCCUAGCAUACACACUGGCUCUGGCCCUGUCUUCUUUAGGAUAAAAUAAACCCUGGUGGAGCAUGCCGCGAAUCCCAGUAUUGGGGCACGGACACAAGAGGAUCAGGGAGUCAAGGUCAUCCUCCAACACAGAGUGUUUGAGGCCAGUCUAGGAGGAAUGACACUCUAUUUUAAAAACAAACAGCACCUACCCCCAAAUCUUAAUGCCCCAAUCUGAGAAAACAGUGACAUAGCAGCCCAUUCCAACCACAUAUUCUUUGAAUCAAAAGAUCUUUCUGAUAGAUGUGCAGGGCUAUUUCCUGUGACUCAUAUCUGGAAGUGGCCUGAGCCAAUUGAGUUCAUCCUUGUGCACAGCACUGAGGAACCCUUCGGUAAGUACUCCCUGCUGGCCCUGUGGGAGGCACUGACAGGAAGGUUUGGAGAGCAUGGAGAGACCCCCACCUGUGCCAAUAAGAAAGGCUGGAAGGCUGCUGGCCCUGCCACCCCUCAGAAACCCUGAUGCUGUGCUGCCCCCUUGUGGCACUUCUGUACCAGUUCCGUGUUAGUUUGCCUGGUUUGCUGGGGUCCCUGCUUCAACUCCUGCCACAAAGUGGGGUGACUGGAUGUGCUCGGAAGUGGGGUGGGGGAGGCGUCCAUUGCUCUGUACCCAUCUGACGUAACUUUAUCCUCCUUUACUUCAUUCCAUUUCUACAGUAUCCUAAUAAAAGGACAAAAUAGCUUUCAUAGAUGUUCUGCCCAGGGGAUGUCCCUGAAGAAACUUCAUAGACUACAUUGCUGGUUCUUCCUGGCCCUAAUGAGAAAUGAUUGGCACCAAGCAAGAGUGUGAAAUCGACCCCCUGGAACCCAAAGAAAAGGACGGGCAGGCUUGCUGAAGCUGGCCACCCCAGCACCUGGAGAUGGAAACAGGAAUCCUGGGCUACCCACAGAAGCCGGGCUAUAAAAAACCCAACAAGGUGAAGGGCAAAGAGGAAGCAGCACAAAGUUAGUUGAAGAAGCAGGUAGAAGAUCUGACCUCCUCUGCAGGAGCAUCCCGGUGGCCAGACCUAUGAGAACGAGACAGGAUGCUGCUGCUGAGAACACUGGAUUGUCCUCUCUGGAUGCUAGAUGGUUGGCAGAGCCCAGUGAGCCAAGCCCUGGAGAAUCUUAUUACUGCUGAGUAGAAUUCAGUUGGUGGCUGCCAAGGUGAUCCCAGCUUGGUUAGCACUGUGGGUCACCUGGAUGUCUCACCUCUCUGCAGCACGGGACUAGGCGUCUCUCAGAUGCCAAGGCAGAGGGCCCCGCGCUAGGGAGAAAAGAUGGCCACCUUGAGCAAUUCUACUGGUGCUAACCCUUUCUUCUUCCUGAAUCGUUGCAAUACAUGUUUUCUAUGUUGAAAAUAAAAUGGCAUUGUUAAAUGA
Messenger RNA from Myodes glareolus (Bank vole), 5448 nucleotides. NCBI's taxonomy places the organism in Eukaryota, Metazoa, Chordata, Mammalia, Rodentia, Cricetidae. The record is from RefSeq and is a predicted model, not a curated record.